AUGUCGAGUCAAAACUCUACAGUCUUGUUAAAUAGGUUGUUUUCUUUGAAAGAAAACUCUCCUUUUAUAUUAGUUUUGGAUUCAUUAAUUCAAUCUUCAUACAAUAUUCUUCGAGAGUUCGCAUAUAAAUGUUCUAAUAACAAAAUUAUAUAUAUUUCAUUCGAAACUUUGAACAAGCCUUCUUUUGCUAGUUCAUUCAUAGAAUGUUCAGGGCUUUCAGCAGCUGAAGUCGGUAAAAAGAUCAAAUCAGAAAUUUCGGGGGCUGGAGAAACAACAUCAGGCAAAUGCUUAGUGAUAGUCGAUUCAUUGAAUUAUAUUCCAAACGAUGAACUAGCCCAUUUUAUAUCUAGUACUAUUCUGCCAAAUGUCAGUUUAGUUGGCGUUUUCCAUACGAAUUUACCGCAGCCUUAUAGCAACGUUAUGAAUUAUCCAUCUUCAUUAAGUUUAUUAUCAUAUAUCGCCAGUUCGAUCUUUGAAAUAGAACCAUUCUAUCAAGAUAAGAUUGACGAGGAGACACUAGAUAAUAAAAUAGGCAAGUUGCAAUUCCCAAUAAAUUGUUCUUUAAACAGUACAACUUACAAGCUCACGCUAACCAACAGAAGAAAAUCAGGUAGAUCGUUGGUUUACCAAUUUAUGGUGAAUUCGAUAACUCACACGUAUGAUGUAUUCAAGGAGGCUAAGGAGGAAGCUGUUGACCCCGAAGAUGAAAGUAUGUUGAAAGAUUUAACUACAUUUAAUUUGACUACUAGCUCUAAACAAAAGCUUGCCAGAGAGCAAGUUGAGCUUCCAUUCAUGGAAGCACAAGAAGCAAUGGGUUCGUUGGGAGGAGCUAUUGUCUAUGAAUUUGAAAAAGAUGAUGAUUACGAUGAGGAGGAUCCUUAUGAAGAUCCGUUCUGA
Messenger RNA from Debaryomyces tyrocola, 897 nucleotides. NCBI's taxonomy places the organism in Eukaryota, Fungi, Ascomycota, Pichiomycetes, Serinales, Debaryomycetaceae. The record is from the annotation of a GenBank genome assembly.